AGCACGGACGGGUUGGGCCGAAGGGCCCGUUUCCGUGCGGUGCAAACUCACAAACAUUUCCGGAGGUCAGCCAAAGAGAGAGUGAGAGGGAAAAAAAAACGAGCAGUUUUGCAUCAUCGGGGGAGGUGUGGGGGAGAACGCACGCUGCAUCUGAGAGUGGACAGUGACUCCAGAGUCCGGAGGCCCAGGGGUGAUCUUGCAGAGGCUUAUGAAAUCAUGAGGGGCGUGGAUGGGGUGAAUAGACAAGGCUUUUUCCCCUGGGGCUGGGGGAGUUCAAAACUAGCGGGCAUAGGUUUAAGGUGAGAGGGAAAAGAUUUAAAAGGGACCUAAGGGGCAACAUUUUUACACAGAGGGUGUUGAGUGUAUGGAAUGAGCUGUCAGAGGGAGUGGUGGAAGAUAAUACAACAUUUAAAAGGCAUUUAGAUGGGCCUGUGAGUAGGAAGGGUUUAGAGGGAAAUGGACCAAAUGCUGGUAAAUGGGACUAGCUAAAUUUAGGAUAUCUGGUGGGUAAGGCAGAGUUGGACUGAAGGGUCUGUUUCUGUGCUGUACAAGUCUAUGACUCAACAACAUAAACAUACUGACUGGACAUUAGGGUGUGGAAGGGUGCAUUUCUGAAUGGAGGGCUGUGACUAAUGGCGUUCCUCGGGAAUCAGUGUUGGGACCUUUGCUGUUUGUAACAUGUACAAACGAGUUGGAGGAAAAUGUACCAGGUAUGAUUAGUAAGUUUGCCGAUGGCACAGAGGUUCGUGGAAUUCUGGCUAGGGAUGAGGACCAUCACAGGAUACAGCAGCAUAUAGAUCAGUUGGUGACUUGGGCAGAGAGAUGGCAGAUGGAGUUUAAUCUGGAAAAGUAUGAGUUCUGAUGCAUUUUGGAAGGUCUAAUCCAGAUGGAAAUUACAUAGUAAAUGGCAGAACCCUUAAGAGUACUGAUAGGCAGAGGGAUCUGGGUGUACAGGUACACAGGGGUCACUGAAAGUGGCAACGCAGGUGGAAGAGGUAGUCAACGAGGCCCACGGCAUGUUUGCCUUCAUUGGUCGGGGCAUUGAGUUUAAAAAUUGGCAGGUAACGUUGCAGCUUUAUGGAACCUUAGCUGGGCUGCAUUUGGAGUGUUGUGUUCAACUCAGGCUUUCACACAGCCAGAAGGGUGUGGGGGGGGGCUUCGAAGAGAAAGAUUUACCAGGUUGUUGCCUGGUAGGGAGGGCACUAGCUGUGAGGAGACGUUGGAGAAACUUGGGCUGUUCUCACAGGAAUGACGGAGCUUGAGGGGGAUGGGGGGGGGGUGACCUGCUGGAGGUGUACAAGAAUAUGAAGGGCAGAGUGGACAGCCAGAAGCUUUUCCCCAGGGUGGAAGAGUCAGUUACGGGGGCCACGGGCUUAAGGUGCGAGGGGCAAGGUUUGAAGGUGAUGUACGAGGCAAGUUUUUUUACACAAGAGGGUGGAAGGUGCCUGGAACUCGCUGGUGGGGGAGGCAGUGGAAGCAGAUACCAUGGUGAUUUUUAAAGGGUGUCUUGACAAACACAUGAAUAGGAUGGGAAUAUGGUCCCCUGGAAGGGUCGGGGGUUUUAGUUGUGAGGGGCAGCAUGUCGGUGCAGGCUUGAAGGGCCAGAUCAGGUGGAAGAAGACUGCAGGAGCCGGGGGAGAGAGUGUAGAUGGAGAAUUGACUUCACUUUAAAAGUCGCCUCCCACCCAAUGUCCCGGCUGAUACUUACCCCUCACGACGAGAGGCUACCUGGUCAUCAACGCGGUGCAGUUAGGGAGAGCUUGGCGAGCACAAAUUGCCUGACACUUUUCCUCCGCGACAGCAGCAGCAGCCAUUCGGGGUGGGGGGAGACUUCAUCGGCUGUGAAGGAGUUCAGGGACGGACGUGAAGGUGCUGUGUAUAAACGCUGGAAUUGUCCAGCCCGGGGAUCAGCGACAAGGGUGAAGGGUAAAGACGAACUCCGGUUGCCGCGCCGCGUGGACCAGUGGCAGCGGGUGGCUGCUGGCAAGGCACGCCCUCACGUUCAGACCCCUUGCCCUCUCAGGUCCACAAGACAUUCCGCGCCAUGGCGAAGAAGGUGGUUUUGAUGUGCCGGGUCUGCAUGCAUCUGCGCGUGGCGUCGAAAGCCUUCAUGGAGGUCUGGGCGACGUUGGCGAAGUAUGCCAGCAAGCAGCAAACGGAAGAGGAACAGAGAGAAAGCAGCAAAGCAGCUUUUGAUGUCCAGUACUUCAAGACACAACACAAUAGAUUUCCUAUCAGAGCGAUUCAGGUGGCCAUGAAGGUACCUGAGCAGCGGUCGAUGGAGGAUUUGGAGCUAGUCUUGACUUCUCUCCGAACUCUGUUGAGCAUCAGACACUACAGCAAGUCCUACCAGCUCACGCUGGCCAAAAUAAUGCGAUACGAACGGUUCAGAAGGAGGAGGGUGAUCAUGAAGAAAGGGCAGAACGCACACAGCUUCUACUUCAUAUACUCAGGGGGGGUCAGUUUCACCACCGACGAAGAUGGAAGCAGUGCGUUCGAAGAAGAGCAUCAAGCGGACUUGCGAAAGGGCGCCAGGUUUGGAGAAAUACCAGUAUUAAAGGGCCUGCAAAGAAACUUCACGGCUGUGUGUAUGGAUGACACUGAGCUCCUGGUGGUGGACAAAGAGGACUUCUUUGGAAACAGACUUGAUCAGGCGCUUGUGGAAGAAUCUCAUCAUCGCUUUAUAUUUUUCAGAUCACUGAGCCUCCUGGACUCAUUGCCUGACAGCUCCAUUGAGAUUCUUUCCGAUUACUCGACCACGGAGGAGUUCCUGUACGGCCAGGUUAUUCCCCACAACAUGGACCACGUCAUAUUCGUCAUCAAGGGCCGAUUUGCCGUCCUGCGAUUGGUGGAUCUCACCCAGUGCCCGUCCUAUCACAGGUUCAUCAUUCACGAGUUGCCCUUCUUGAAAAGCACCAUUCACAAAAUGGAUUCAGGCGUUGACAGACAAUUGCUCAACCUGACGGUCAGAACUGGAUCGAUGCACAGGGACUUGGAGCACAGUUCCAAAAGCUUGCUCGGGAUACCCAGCGUCACUUCAAUCCAAAUCCAUCCACCAGAGGACUCCAGGAGUAUGAAAGACCUGAGCACCUCGAACUCAACCAUUUCUGUGACAACUGUCACGCCGAUCUCUUCCAAAACACAACAGCAAGUGAAGGCAAAGAGUGAAUCCCGGAAACAGCUAAAACUGGACAGUGCUGUCAGUACAUCAACACUGGAAGACAGUUCACAUAUGCUGGGGAAAACUUCAAGAAAACAAAUGAUUCCCAGAGCCCUGGCCGUUGCUGUUUACAUGAAGAUAGAUUCAAUUGUGCCAGGAGAAGUAUUUGGGCUGCAGCAGUACUUUGUGGCCGAUAACCUCAAGGAUAGGAGAAACUUCACCAUCAAGAGCCAAGGCACAAAGAUAGUUCGGAUCAACAUGCGGAGCUUAGCUGAACUGACCGACCAGCAAACACUGCAAAAAGUGAGGAAGCUGACGUCUGUCUAUCCAAGCGAUGAUGAACUCUGUGACCUCUUUAUCAAAAAUAAUUACUGGAAAAUCUUUAAAAAGAAUAUGAUCGCCAAACUCACCUCCAAGCCUCAACGUUUUUCCCUGUCUGGCCAGAUAGCGGAGUCCGGCCGAGGUGAGGACUUGUACGAGAUUGACAAGGCUGGCAUCCUGAACCUUCCAGAAAUCGCCAGCAAUCGAAAUAUCCUUUUCUCAAAGCCGCCCUAUUAUGUUGCCCCCAUAAUCAGAACAAGGGAAGAAGGCAGCACCCCAGUGCCAAAGCUGGACCUCCAACUCAUUCAUGGAAUCGCCAAAUUUCCUCCCAGUACAGCUAAUCUGCUGUACUGAGCACACCAAGCCUUUCCCCUCCACUCUGUUCUGCCCUUUAAAUGUCAAACAUCUGGCACCCUAAUACAUUUCCAAGCAUUUGAUUUAAGUUUCUAUUCCCUCACUGCAACCGUUUCCGCAGGUAAUCGUCCAGUCAGUUGUCCUGUUUGUUUUCUUCCUUCACACAUCUGGAUCAUUGGUAUCAUUCAUUCCCGUCUCGAUUACUGACACCAUGUGAUGUGAGAUUUCAUGACACCCAGUUGGGGCCUUUGUGAAAGACUGAUUACCAUCAGGAACACAAUGUCAUAAAAAUUCAAUGCCUUGCCAACCCAAUGCUACAAAAACCCAAUGUGAUGAAGACUCAGUGUGAUAAGACUCUGUUGAAUUAAGACUCAAUGUGAUAAAGUCACAGCGUUACAAUUACUGAUGUGAUAAUGACUCAAAAUAUUAAAAACCCAAUAAUGACGAAGACUCAAUGUUUUAAACAUCAAUGUGAUACUUGAUAUGAUAAAGACCCAAUGUGAUGAAGACUCAAUGCGAUAAUGACCCAAAGUGAUGAAAACCCAAUGUAAUGAAGACUCAAAGGAAGGCUUAAUAAUAUGAAGAUUCAAUGUGAUGAAGAUCAAAGUGAUACACAGUGUGAUGAACACUCAAUAUACAAAGACUCAAUGUGAUGAAGACUCAACGUGAUGAAGACUCAGUGUGAUAAAGAUCAAAGUGAUAAAGAUCAAAGCAAUGAAGACUCAAUGUGAUCAAGACUCAAAAUGUUGAAAACUCACAUGUUAAAGACUCGGUGUGAUUUUAAUAUCGAUGUGAUACUUAGUGUGAUAAAGAGUUGAAGUAAUGAAGACUCGAAGCGACAAAGACCAAAGUGAAGGAGACUCGACAUGAUAAAUAUUCAGUGCAACAAAGAUUUGAUGUAGUAAAAUCUCCAUGUGGGAAACACUUGAUGCACUAAAGACCCGAUGUGACAAAGACUCAAUGUGGUAAAGAUGCAAUGUGCUGCCGAUGUUGUGUCCAACAUGUUGUAACAGCGUGGCCUGAUUUUGCUGCUUAAUUGUCUUGCUACAAUAUAGUUUUGUUUGGACCGGUAACCUGGCUGAUUG
This is a messenger RNA of Stegostoma tigrinum, 4920 nucleotides long. Its product is annotated as cyclic nucleotide-binding domain-containing protein 2-like. The coding region runs from base 2045 to 3835 and encodes 596 amino acids. The transcript has 11 exons. NCBI's taxonomy places the organism in Eukaryota, Metazoa, Chordata, Chondrichthyes, Orectolobiformes, Stegostomatidae. The record is from RefSeq and is a predicted model, not a curated record. Gene Ontology annotation, molecular function: cAMP binding. Gene Ontology annotation, biological process: spermatogenesis.